AUGUGCACAAUUUCUCUCUCAUACCCUUUAUUGACUCUUGGCUUCCUCCAGACAUCCCUCAAACCCACCCAGGAAGGCUGGGGCAGAGGCCACAGCCACAAAGAAGAAGAGGUCCCGGCUCUUUUGUUCGUCCCGCAAGAAGGCCAAUCACACGGUGGACACUUGCCGCGCUCAACUGGACGAGUCGAGAAGAAGAAGAACAACAAGAAGAAGAAGAACAACAAGAAGAAGAAGAACAACAAGAAGAAGAAGAAGAACAACAAGAAGAAGAAGAAGAAGAACAAGAAGAAGAAGAAGAACAACAACAAGAAGAAGAAGACUGCCGACCAUAAGUUGGCAGAUAAGGUUUCUGAGAGCGUGUCGGCUAUGCAACUCGAUUAG
Fusarium musae is the source of this 381-nucleotide messenger RNA. RefSeq lists its product as uncharacterized. Bases 1 to 381 code for a protein of 126 amino acids. The transcript is spliced from 2 exons. The record is from RefSeq and is a predicted model, not a curated record. Lineage: Eukaryota; Fungi; Ascomycota; Sordariomycetes; Hypocreales; Nectriaceae.